Molecule: messenger RNA, 1619 nt
Organism: Cercocebus atys (sooty mangabey)
Lineage: Eukaryota; Metazoa; Chordata; Mammalia; Primates; Cercopithecidae
Gene: EID2
Product: EP300 interacting inhibitor of differentiation 2
Exons: 1
Coding region: 248-958 (236 amino acids)
Biological process (GO): negative regulation of DNA-templated transcription
Cellular component (GO): nucleoplasm
Molecular function (GO): transcription corepressor activity
Source: RefSeq, a predicted model, not a curated record
UGUUUCAAAUGCGUUGGCGCUUCCCGGCCUCGAGGGGGCAUCUGCAGAACGGCGGGCGCCGGGAAAGUACGCAUGCGCACUGCUCCCAGGGUUUGCGGUAGAAUCUAAGCUCUCGCUCCCGGUUACGCACACGGCAUUUAUAGUGCGCACAGCGCUCACGCACGCGCAUUGGGGCGUCCACCGGGCAUCGCGCUGUCCCGUUAUUCCAGUUUCUUUGGGAGCAGCCGAGUUGACCCCACGGUCUAAGAUGUCCAAGCUGCCCGCAGACAGCAGCGUCCCGCAGACAAGCGCGGCGAAUGGUGACAGAGACGUCCCGCAGGCGGAGGUAGGCCGCGGGAGGCGGGAGCCGGCCCCGGCACAGCCUGAGGAGGCUGGGGAAGGCGCGAUGGCGGCGGCCAGGGGAGGCCCGAUGCCGGCGGCCAGGGAAGGUCGGAUGGCGGCGGCCAGGGGAGCCCCGGCGGGGGCAGCCAGGGGAGCCCCAGUGGCAGCGGCGGCGGUGGCCAGGGCAGCCGCGGCGGGCAGGGAAAGCCCGGCGGCGGCGGCGGCCAGGGAAGCCCGGAUGGCGGAGGUCGCCCGCUUGCUGGGGGAGCCUGUGGACGAAGAGGGUCCCGAGGGCAGGCCCAGGUCCAGGCACGGGAACGGAGGCCUGGCUGCGUUGCCUUAUCUCCGUCUCCGCCACCCACUUAGCGUUUUAGGAAUCAAUUACCAGCAGUUUCUCCGCCACUAUCUGGAAAAUUACCCGAUUGCUCCCGGCAGAAUACAAGAGCUUGAAGAACGCCGCAGGCGAUUCGUGGAAGCCUGCAGAGCAAGGGAAGCAGCGUUUGAUGCCGAAUAUCAGCGAAAUCCUCACAGGGUGGACCUCGAUAUUUUAACCUUUACGAUAGCUCUGACUGCAUCUGAAGUUAUCAACCCUCUGAUAGAAGAACUUGGUUGUGAUAAGUUUAUCAAUAGAGAAUAGUUAUGUGGUGACACUACUUCAAGAGAACCUCUGCAUUCCAGUUAUACCAAUCCUGCAACUUGAUUUUCAGAAGUCAAGAGUAUAUUGCGAUAAGACAGUGCACAGGUGGAGGGGAAAAAAGGGGGGAGGGGGAAGCUUAUCUUGAAAAAGCAUCACAGAAGAAAUAGAAAAAAAUGUCCAAAGCAUUAUAACUGUAACAUUAUUUGAGUUUGUGAUUGAUCUACAUUUUUCCCCCUGCAUUACGGAAAAUGUCUCUAAACAUUGCUUUAUUACAAAGUAAAGGAUGGUUUUAUAAAAUUGAGACUUGAUGAAAAAUCACCAAUACUAGAGCCCAUGAGGAUGAAAGAAAUUAUCAGAUAGUGCUGAACAGAGUAAGACGUUAACGCUGAGUUACUGGGACUAGAAGGCUAUGAAAAGAACUUGAAAUUGUCGGAAUAUGUGCUCUCUUCAUGUAAUAUUCAAUAGAAGUUUCUAGUUUAAGAUUGAUUCUGUGUUUUCUUAGACAUUUCAAGUGACAAGCAAAGUAAAUGUACAUAUUAUGUGAUAAAUCAUGUUUACAAGAACAUCAAAUUUCUGGACUUUUUUCUUUCAAUUUUUAAUUUUUAAAGUUUUUUGGUAUAAAAAAUCCACUCACAAGCCAAAAAAUAUAUAAAAUAUACAG